AUGAGAUGUUCGAUAAUAUUUAUCUUUUUUCUAUUUCAACUUGGAAAAUGUAAGAAAAGGCUGCAAGCUUGGCAAUUGAGUGGAUUUAAAGUCAAGUAUCUACCCACAUUGGUCGGCCAGAUCCCAGCUUUGGAAAACACUCGUUUCGGUCUGCAAUAUUGUCAAAUUCCAAAAACCGGCUCAACGAUCACGCACACGAUUUUAUGUGACGUUUUUCACCCGGUUGAUCGUUUGAUUUCUUUGUAUGGACACUUUUGCGAGAAUCUGAGAAAGUGUGGUGAUCGCAAUAUUCACCAGUUUACCGCCUGGCUUUAUCAGCUUUUCCGACACAGGAAUAGGGAUCUCUUGCAAGGACAAGACUUCCGACUUCUCUACUAUCAUGCUAUUCCACAAUCCGGAUUCUGUAAUCUUGAUGAACAGCGACAAAACUUUUACAUUAUUCGCUAUUCAAAUGAUCGAAAAGACAUGUAUCGACAGUUUCGUCGUCUUUUCAGAAGGGCUCGAAUACCGAAGCAUGUCGCUAAAAGGGCCCUUCGUCACUUGGUUCGAUCAAACACUAGACAUGGAGAUCUCCGAAGUAGACUGAAGGGAAGGACAGAGAUUUCAGAGACAGAGUCAGCUUUUCCGGCA
This is a messenger RNA of Mesorhabditis belari, 630 nucleotides long. The record is from the annotation of a GenBank genome assembly. Lineage: Eukaryota; Metazoa; Nematoda; Chromadorea; Rhabditida; Rhabditidae.